AUGGACGGCCUUAGCAUCAUCGCAGGCGCCCUGGAGAGGGGGGAGUGCAGGCGCGCGAUUCGCUUCAGCUUUCGACGGCAAGCCAGCCGUGCCCCGUCACCACAGGGGUUCAUGGCGCUCAUGAAAGUUGUCUACUCCAGCGGAACUGACGGCAGCGGCAGCAGCAGCAGCAGCAGCAGCGGCAGCGGCAGCAGCAGCAGUAAAAAGCGCAUGCAUUCGGAUGCGCUUGUGCUCGGCAAGCUGGCAGAACUCCUCGGACGCAGUGCGGCGGCCCGCAGGCUGCUGCACACCGCGGACUGCGCCGCCAUGGCCGCUGCGGCCCUGGUGCGGGCGGGGCUCGCAGCGCCGCUUGGGGCCCGCGGCGGCAUGGACGCGGCGGACGCGCAUCUGUGGCGCGCAGGAAUCAUCGCCCUCUUGCACGUGCUGAGAUGCGUCUGCGUUGGCGACACCCCUGGCGGCGUCCCGCCUGCCGUAGCAGCCGCAGGGGGUGUGCCUGGCAUCCUCGCGACCUUGGCCCGGCUGGCGGCGCUGCCGCCGGCCUCGCUGGAGGUGCGCGGCUUCUACGCCAACCCGCUGUGGAUUCUGGAGCACAUCGCCACCAUAUUCUACUCGUCCCCUCACAUCGAAGAAGUUGAUGUAGAAAUGGCCCUGGCAUGGGACCGCGAAGUUGCAGGGGCGGCCGGGCUCCUGGUGGAUGCCCUGCGCGCGCGCGUGGAGCAGGGCACCAUGCAGGACGUCUACGCGCUCCGCCUGGCGGCCUACGUGCUCUGCUCGGCGGACAGCCACCACGCGCGGUCCGCCGUCGCGCGCGCGCUCGUCGCGGGGCUGCCCGAGCUCGGCCCUUGCUUCGCGCGGACGAUCGCCGGCCUCAGCCGGGCGGGCGGCAUGGAGGACGUAGAGGAGCAGACAGUCCUGCUGAUCGCGCUCGACGAGUGCCUCAAAGAGGACGGCGAGCCGACCUCGCUCGCCGCGUCGUGCGGCCCCGCGCUGGCCCCGCCGCUGCUGGCGAUCGUCGGCGGCGGCCGCAAGGCCGCAGACCACCUCGUGGCAGACGAGGGCGCCGAGCUCAAAUGGCGGGCCCGCUCGCUCGCGGCCAGCUGCCUGUGCAGCGUGGCGAAAGCGGAGAUGGCGGGCGUGUUGGCGCCCGCACCGCGCAGCAGCAGCAUUGCGCCAGCCCCUGGGGCCGCGGCGGCAAUAGUCGCUGGCCUGAGGGAUGCGCUGGCCUCGGCGGAUGGCGCAGACGGCGCAGACAGCGCGGAUGUGGAGGAUUCAAUCUCUGCUCUGUGCGCUGUGGUGAUGUUCGUGGGCGUCACUCGCGGCGGCGUAGACGACGAGGCUGGCAGCGGCGGCGGCGGCACCGGCGGCCGCACGGAGAGCUCUUUUGCAGACGCCCUGGUGUGCAUGGGUGCCCUCACGCUACUGCGCACACUGCUAGAAACUGCGGCGGCCGGGCGAGAGGCCUGCAUCCGCGUCCCCAUAGCGGCCGCGCUGGGCGUCUUGCUCUACCACACGCGGGCGACAGUUGCACAGCAGGGCGGCCUGGGCGGCCGCCGGCAAGGGGGAACGGCGCAGCUGGUGUGGGAGGCCAUCGCGGCAGCAGAGUCAAACGGGGUCAGCAUCAUGAGCAUGAUCGCGUCAGUCUGGCCUGCGUGCGCCGGCGACCUUGCCACGAGCGAGAGCGCGUUGAUGGCCGUGGCGAGGGUGGUGGCCAAGGAGGAGAGCGGCGAGCAGGACAUUGCCGUUGAGCUGCUGGAGCAGCUGGCCGGCUGGGCAGAGCAGCAGUGGGUGGCGGCAGGCAGCCCCUGCAGCAGCGGCGGCGGCGGCGGUGGCGGAGUUGAAGUGGGCGGCGGCAGCGAGACGGGCAAAGCAAUAGGUGUGUGGCGCGCCGCAAGUGUGCACAACAGCGCCGCAGCCGCCGCCGCACCCGCGGGCGACGGCGUGCGGCGCGCCGUGGCGGCGUUGGAGGGGCUGGUGCGCUGCGCUAGCGCCGCCGCCGAUCCUGCCUCGCACCCACACGAGAUGCUGUCCGCAGCUUGUGAGCUGGCCAGAGAUGUCAAGAUCACGGCACUCACUUCCCUGCAAGCCCUUCGCAACGCGGCGGCUGGAAGGCAGGGCCAGCAGCAGGAGCAGCAGCAGCCGCGUCGGCAGCGGCAACGCAGUCACCAGUGGCAGCAACCGGCACAGCAGCGGCAGCAAAAUCACAAGCAGCAGCAGCAGCAGCAGCUGCAGGAGCAGCAGGAGCAGCAGCAGGAGGAAGAGCAGCAGCAGGAGCAGCAGCGGCAGCAGCAGCAGGAGCAGGAGCAACAGAAAAAGAACCAUGCAACGCAAUGUGCAUGCACCGGCUGCGGCAGCACGGCCUCGUCAUCAGGCGCGCGCCUGCGCCUGUGCGGCGGCUGCCGCACGGCCCGGUUCUGCUCCAGUGCUUGCCUGAGGCGCUCUUGGCCGCACCAUCAGACCCCAUGCCAGGAGCAGCAGGUGCAGCGGCGAGCAGCACACGCUCGGCAGCAGCAGGAGCAGCAGCAGCAGGAGGAGCAGCAGCAGGAGGAGCAGCAGCAAGAGCAGCAGCAGCAGGAGCAGCACCAAGAGCAGCAGCAGCAGGAGCAAAAUCAAGAAAUCCGUGUCAGGGAAGCCCGUGCAGCUCGCGCCUGUGUUGGCUGCGGCAACACAGCGCAGGCAUCAGGCUCACCUCUCAGCUCUUGCGCCGGCUGCCGCGUCGCGCGCUUCUGCUCGUACGCCUGCUACAGGACUGCCUGGCCGGCCCACAAGGCUUAUUGCCUCAAGGAGCGCGCGCAGCGGCGGGUGCGGUGUAGUGCGGGUUUGGUCAAAAUGGAGUAA
Monoraphidium neglectum is the source of this 2835-nucleotide messenger RNA. RefSeq lists its product as hypothetical. The transcript has a single exon. The record is from RefSeq and is a predicted model, not a curated record. Lineage: Eukaryota; Viridiplantae; Chlorophyta; Chlorophyceae; Sphaeropleales; Selenastraceae. Gene Ontology annotation, biological process: chromatin remodeling; regulation of DNA-templated transcription. Gene Ontology annotation, cellular component: chromatin; nucleus. The coding region runs from base 1 to 2835 and encodes 944 amino acids.